Messenger RNA from Eruca vesicaria subsp. sativa (arugula), 829 nucleotides. The record is from the annotation of a GenBank genome assembly. Lineage: Eukaryota; Viridiplantae; Streptophyta; Magnoliopsida; Brassicales; Brassicaceae.
CUUUUUUCUUCAACAUUUAUCACAUCAGAAGAAGAACAAGAAAAGAAGAUCUGACAAGAUAUCUCUUCAAGCUUUCUCAUGGAGAAAAGAAACACAAAGACGGGUGAAGAUGUUGAAAGUGUUGAUGUUUAUACAGCAAACGGUUUGCUUACUGUUGGUCAUCGAUAUCUCGAUGUUAGGACAAAUGAAGAAUUCGCAAAGAGCCACUUUAAGGAUGCCUUGAACAUUCCAUACAUGUUCAAAACAGAUGAAGGUAGGAUUAUAAAUCCUGAUUUCCUUCCUCAACUUGCAUCGGUCUGCAAGAAAGAUGACCAUCUGAUCGUGGGGUUCUCUUUGUCUUUAUUGUACGUCUUGAUGAAGUUCCUAUUCUCAGAGCUUGCUCAGUUCUACAUAUCAACUUGCCGAGUCUCCUUACAAGCUUGUAACUCGGGAGGAAGAGCAAGUCGUGCUUGCGUUGAACUUCUCAAUGCGGGGUACGAGCAUGUGGCUAACAUGGAGGGAGGCUACUCGGCUUGGGUUGACGCUGGUUUCGCCGGCGACAAAUCUGCGGGGGAGCUCAAGACCGCUUGCAAGUUCCGCCCUAAGGACAACUAAAUCAUUCCACUCUGGUUAAUCCGCUUGAUGCAAAAAUAAUUGAAACUUUAAAGUCCUGUUAUGACUUUGUAAUAAGGAGGUUUUUUUCUCCAAACUCGAUGAAGCUGAUGUGCAUGGGGUUAAUUAUUCAUAUUAAUACGUUUCAAACUUGACCUCAAAUGUUUUUCAUUUGUAGUGUUAUUCUUUUCACUAAAGUAAACCCAAUAUCUUUAUUUAUAUACAAAUUACAAGAACC